GAGAGGCAGAUAACGCUUCAAACAGCGGAGGCGGCGCUUACAAGCCAGUACCACCCCCGAAGCGGGUGCUGGUAGUGACGUCACCACCCCCGGAGGCAGCAACCUCCACCCCUCCACCACCCUACAGGAUGCCUCCCUACCCUCUGCACCCUCAAGCCGGAGUCGCCACACCCUACCAGCAACCCCCUAUCCCAGGAGCUGCCAUAGAUACCUCCCUACCUCCACAUCACAGCAAUUUACACACACAUUCCAGCAAGUUUCCUAUUGAACGUGAAGUCAUCCUAACUAGUGGUGAUAAAAACUCGAAAAUUCCAAUUCUGAACGAGUACAGAAAACGCUCGAAAGCUGCUGUGAUAGCACCUGAUGCCCCCAACAAACAACUAGCCUGGACUGAAGACAAAAAUAGGUGUGACCCUACAAUGCAAGGUAAUGCUUCUCAAGAGACAAUGCCUGUUCACCAAGUUUACAAGGCUCAGCCAAUGACGUUGCUCGACUCAAGCCAAAUGUCGGAGCCUUCUCCAAUCAGGCCGCAGGAUCAUAUGAAUGGAUAUUCGAGUAUCUCACCAGGCACAAUGUCAUCAACGGGGGCCGUUCCUAAAACCCCUCUACAUUCGACCCCUGAGGAAAGUGGCACCAAAGCUUUCCCAUCAAGGACCUAUCACACCAUCAAGGACAUGAUCUCAAGUCGGUUCAACAAGGGCACGCCACAGGGCACACCUCAGGGCAUGCCUCAGGGCACGCCUCAGCACCAACCCAACGGAGGAGGUGGUGAAGAUAGCCUCAGUCCUCAGAGCCAGCUGAGGCAACAUGGCGUUUAUUUGGCCAGUUCUCAACAGCAGAGUCGGGCGGCUAUGAGUCAUGCCAAUAAUUCUAGUGAUCUUAUGAGACGCAACCAAGAGAUCAGACUGCAGCUAGAGAGAGAGCGUCGCGAGAGAGAGGCAGCCGAUGACGGAGGGUUCCUGGAGACUCCAGCCGGAGGCUCCAGCAACAACCAGAGGUUGUCCCAACAUCACACCGGCUCCAGGCAUUCUGUCAUCGAAAUGGAAACUCCUAGGAGUCGAGGAGGAGGAGGAGAGCAUAUGACGAGAGAGCAAGUGAUAGCGGAACAGAGGACCCCAGGGGCCAGUAGGAGGGGCGCACCCCAGGGGGUUCCAGGGGGUGCUACACCCUCGGACGGUGGAAGUAUUAGGCCUAACGAGGUCUAUGGAAGAACCCCGCAGCCUGCUUAUUAUCCUAAUGAAGGAGGCUACGGAGUGCCAGGCAACCGGAAAAGCCUGGUGGAAAUUGAAAAUGCCCGGAGAAUGGCAGAAGCCGAUGUGAUAAGAAGUGCUUCCGAACAGACAACCCCAACAGAAUCACAGAUCACAAGUCACAGAAAAUCACAGAUCCAGCUACCACCAGAGCAACUACAACAACUACCAAACUCCUGGAACUCCUGGCAUGUCACGAGCGGCUGGAGACAACUAUCAAACACCCAGGAAUCCUGGAGAAAACUUUCAAACACCCAGGAAUCCUGGAGAAAACUACCAGACUCCAGCGGGACCAACCAGGACUGCUGGAGAGAAUAUCAGAGGGGGACUGGAGAAAAUAUCUAUCAAGGUAGAGCAGGUGCUGGAGAGAACUUCCAGACUCCAGCAGGAUCUAGGACAGCUGCAGACAACUAUCAAAACUCUGGAGCAAGUAGAGAAAACUAUCAAGGGCCUUCCAGGACAGAGAACUAUCAAGGACAAAAUAGGACCUCUGGAGAGAAUAUCUAUCAAGGGGGUACUAGAACAGGUGAUAAUUUCCAGACUCCAGCAGGGUCUAGGGUGGCUGGGGAUAGCUAUCAAACCUCUGGAACAAGUAGGGCUGCUGGAGAAAAUUACCAAACCCCUAGGGAUCGUGUAGUACAACAGGAGGACAAAGCUCAAAGUUUGGGGGUGUAUGUAUCCCGUACCCCCCUGGAAACCCCCCGUAACAUCGCCAACCAGAACGGGGGCUCCCAAUCGGAGUUCCGCGCCCCAAAACCACCCACUUUCGGGGGGUUUAAAGCACCCCAUCGACGGGGAAGUAUGUUUUUGUCUAGUGAUCGUUUGGAUGCUAGUGAUGUACAUAGUGGAGUCAAGGAUAACAAAGCGGCUUCAGAGGGAGAAGAGAAUGAUCGACAUCAUCAUAAUGAUGACGACGAUGAUGUCGGAUUCUCGAAGGGGGCCGGUUCGGAUUACGAGAAGCUGAGAGGGGGUAUGCAGUCGGAUUCGGGGCGGGGAAGUACGGUUUACAGUAGCGGGAAAGCGAAAACGGAACGGAACGUGGAUACCAGUCCUGAGCCAUUACCUCAUCCUGGUGCAGGCGAAUCCCAGUGGGUAGACAUGGUCGAGAACGAGCUACGUCACAUCUUGGACCCGAAACUUCACCACAAUCACAGCAUUGCCAACUCUACACUCAGCGAGAGUAUAUCAUCGGUCACCCCGCCACUUCCACCUCUAUCUCCUGGGGGAUCUUCGGACGAUACGGGGCCUACUUUCAAGAAUAAAGGCCUAAGCUACGGCAUGAAAAGCGACUACAAGGGACGUAGCAACGUCGGUCGGGGAACCUGGAGUCGACCUACCAAAGAUAAGACGCCUCAUCACAGGCAUAACCACACAAAAACUCCAGGUUCAAAAGUCACCUCAAAUAUGAUGUGCAGUAGCCUUGAACUGGACUCGAUGCUGGAUGAGAACAACUCGAGUGAUGAACUGAGCACAACUGUAGAUACAGCUGACACUCGAGCCAUAAGGAAACAGCUCGAGGGACUCGAAAACAUGUACUCUGAGGUUCUGAAACUACUCGGCGUGAAGAACAAACAGGCCACACCAGGCGGAGUGGGAGGUCGAUACCAGGCGUCGGACCCCCGGGUGCACAAGAGGAGGUUACACGGUAGCAUGUCUUCACUGCCCAGCUCGGUCAGUUCACGGCCGAUCAGGUACAGCGACAAACGCAGGCAGGCGGAUGACAGGAAGAAGGUCAAAGAUAUCAAGGGGAUCAACAAGCGAUUCCAGAGAUUGGAAUCUCACGUUGUAACCCUGGCCAGGAGUGUCGCGCAUUUAUCAUCAGAAAUGCGGACGCAGCAUCUUAUGAUCCAGGAGAUGGAAGUUAUCAGAGGCGAACUAGCCGCUCUGAGAUCGCAAACCAAUAUGGCGACGGCACGGUCUCAGAGUGUUCCCAAGGCGCUCAACAAAAUCAGUGUCGAGCAGACCAAUUCGACGCCCGACAAAGUUAAAAAAUUGACGAAAUUUUUCGGCGAUGAACCACCUCUCAUGAGGUUGUUCCUCAAGAAACUCGGAUAUGAGAAAUACGCCAGCGUUUUCGAGAGCGAGAAAAUCGGCCUAGUAGAACUGCCCUAUCUCUCUGAAGAGAGGCUACACAAACUGGGAAUUCCACUCGGACCGCGCAUUCGAAUUCUACAAGAAGCACAACUGGGACUCAACACUUCAAUGCAUGAAAACACCUUGUGCAUUGUUUAGUUUGUGCCAGAUUCAGUUUGUGCCAGAUGUAUUUGGUCUGGAACAAAACACUUGAUAAAGAGUUAUUGUGUUUCCAAGUUACGAGAACAAUCUACUUCUUGGUUUAGAACAGAAUAACUUGAUCCAAAUGAAUUUAAUUUGAGAUAACUGUGUUUUGCUCGUAGACUUCAACAGAUCAAUCACAAGAACUUCUAGAUUUUUAUCUUUGAUGAUGAGUCAAAGCUUCAAGUUGUUUGGCGAUGAAUCAAGCUUCAAAUUGGUAAUGAAUCAAAGCUUCAAGUUGUUUGAUUUUUGUUAAUCAAUUAGAAGAAGAAAAUGUUUGUUCCUACUUAAUGCUCUUCAUGAUACAAAUAUGUGAACAAAACUGCAAGUUUUUUUAUUCUUAUUUAUUAAUCAUCAUAACAAACUUUGAAUUGUUUGAUUUCUGUGAAUCAAUCAUGACAAAAACUGUGCAGGCCAAUUUCUUGAUUUGUGCUGAUCAAAUAAUAAUGAAAACAAGCUGUGCUAGGUUACUUUUUGAUUUAAUAUGUUAUAAUUAUGUAGAACACACUUCAAAGCAUUGUUCGAUUUGUGUGAUAUGUUAAACUUUUUUUGUUGAGUUUUUUGGAACUUAUAUCGAUAUUGUGUGCAGCUAAGAUGUGAACUAAUUUACUGAUGAAAACAAUUGAGAUGGAGAGGGAAAAUAUUUCAAAUAUGUAUUAUUUCAUAUUGCUUCUACGUAGAAGUUGAACUAAUUUUGGAACUGAUAAAGGAAUCAAUAAGAUUGUGUCUAUUAUCAAUGAUUUGUCUAUGUAGUAACUACUACUGAAUAUGUAUACUCAUAUCGAAGUACUAGUAACAUAGUGUUUGGAAAAGUUUGAGGUUUUUCAAUGAGACAGUACUAGAUGUGUUCGAAUACGCAUUUUUAAAGUGAUUCUAGUAUGAAUCAUAAGGAAAGAAAAGUUAGUGAGAAUCUUAAGGCACUGAUAAGAGUGUUUCCUUGUAUGAAUCACUAGUUUCCCCACUUCUUUUUAGGUUUUCAUUCAAUGACCAGAAAAGACAGAAUUUGAUAAGUGGAAAAGGAAAGUGAAAAUCACUUUUAAGAAGCUAUAGUGAGGUCCACGUUAUAAUAGCAGUGUUUGAUUAGCAAUGGUACUGCUAUCCUUGUCUAUUAUUCAACAAAGCGGAUAUCGUUAUCUCUUUCUCGAUUUGCUCUGUUGUCAGAUCACCUUUUAACAAUGUAGAAUUAAUAAAUAAUUAAUCAACAGAAUAUUCCAUCUUGAUUAUGAACAUUCAUUAUUGAUAGAUAUAAUUUAUUGUUUGAUAAAAUAUAAUUGAUUAUUUUAAACGAGAAUGAACAGCUAAAAUUACAACAAUAAACCUGUAUCAGCUACCGUCUAUAGAAGGCAUUAACAAGACAGAGGAUCCGCAACGUUGUUCUCCUAUCUUUCUCCACUGCCAUUAAACGUGAACCUCAGUAUUUAAACUGAUAAGAAUGACACUUUCUUCACUUAUAAUCCAUGUUGUGUUCUGCGUAUGGUUCUGCAGUUUAUGGCAUAGAUUCAGACAGUAUUGUCUACUCCAUUUUUUCAAGUCAGGACAUAACUUAUCUCUGAUUAUGGAUUGACAAUCUAUACUCAAGUACGGUACUAUUGAGAAGAAAAUCCACUGUUUAUGAGAAUUUACACUGAAUUUAUGGAUGUACAUUAUUAUAUGAAAAAGUGAGCUCUGUAUUUUCAUACCGAUUACUGUCUAUGAUUAUGAACGAUUUUCAAGCAUCUAAAUUUGAAAAUCUACUUUGUGAGAAUAAUUGAGGAAUGAAAAUUUUGUAAAGUGAAUAACUACAAAACUCAACCUAUUUCGGACUAUGUGUAACCUUAUCUAAAUUUGGGAGAGGAAUAGCACAAGGUUACCUUAUUUUUUCUCUCUCCAUCAGUUUACCUUAAUAUCAUCAUUGAUACCUUAUUGUAUCAAUCAAUAAGAAUAAAGAAUAUAAAAGUGAGCACUGUAUUUCCAUACUGAUUACUGUCUAUGAUUAUGUAAAUAUGUUCUAUGAUUCUGGUUGUAUUCCAUGUGUAUUAUACUUGAAUCUUGUUGCACGGUCUUGUGUGUUCUGAAUCAAAAUAUAAUCAAACUCACCAUAUAGCCUCUAUCAAUUUUAAAAUGAUAGUAUGAUGCUCAAAAAUAUUGAAGUUUGUAAAUACCGUAUAUCGCCCAUAUAUUGUACAGUAGAAUUCUAAGUCACAUUUAUACAAGAUCUUGUAAACUAUGUACAUAGAGUUUGUAUGAAAUACAUACCCUACGAUUAUUUUGAAGAUAUUCAUUUAUACAUUACAUUGCCGACAAAUUAAUCAUUAUAAGAGUUUUCAUCCAGAUGAAUAAAAUAGGAUACUAAUUAUUGUAGAUUUUGGUUGAAAGUAUUGAUUGUAAAUAAUAGAGUUUAAUGGAAAGAUACACAGUUUAUUGUAAAUAGUCUCAUUGUCUCUGGAUUAGAUAUAGCAUGAUUGUUUUAUACGUUUUUCAACAAAGAUAUGAUUAUGCAGUACGAAAUAUAUUUGAUUUUAUUUUGAACAAGA
This is a messenger RNA of Nilaparvata lugens (brown planthopper), 6037 nucleotides long. RefSeq lists its product as uncharacterized. The record is from RefSeq and is a predicted model, not a curated record. Gene Ontology annotation, molecular function: protein binding. NCBI's taxonomy places the organism in Eukaryota, Metazoa, Arthropoda, Insecta, Hemiptera, Delphacidae.